AUGGCCGGCGUCGACAUGUCCGACGUUGGUCCCCCAACCGGCAACAAUCCGACCUCUACCCCCGAAGAGACGCUGAAGUUGCUAUACGAUCUUGACGCACUGACUCAGAUUCCAGAAGGGGAGUUCACCAAGGACAUUCCCCCACCGCCGAUAGGGGAGUUUGCAAGCAAAGCUAGUAAGUCGACCCCGACGCAAGAUGGACAGCCUGGACCGUCGUCGGUGCCGCCCUACGGUGAAAACCAGGGUGAUGACGACGAAGAGGAAGAGAGCGACGACGAAUACGACGAGCGUCCGCCGCGUAGCACGAAUCCGCGCACCUUGGAAGAACGUCUCAGGCGGGAGUUUGAAUACAUAGAUGACAUGCUCAAACAGGACGAGAAGGAGGACGAACAGAACAUGGCGGUGCCACGCGAACAGUGGAGGGCGGCAGACUUCGUAGUGGACGACAUGAUUUACGCGUGCGUCGACGUGCUCGUCAUGGAUGCCUUACGCCACCUACAAACCUUGGAGAAAAAGAGCGCGCUAAGGCUGUACACCUCGUGGAUCUACCACUACAAGAGGUGGGCGGCGAAGAUGCUGAAGCAAAUACGCGACAGGCUUCCCCAGGAGCACCGACUUAGGCACGUCGACGAGAUCGGCCACUACAUACGCGCCAACAAGAAGAAGGAUUGGGACAACGAGGUCGAGGUCCCCCGGAAGUACAUCUGGCUGCACCGCCCUAGGGUCACCGAAACCCAGCUGCGCGCCUACGUGAAGUACAUGAGUCGUGAGUGUAACCUCCUUUCCGAGCCGAUCGAGGAGGGGACCAAUGCCACGCACACCGCGCCUGUGCAAGCGACAACGGUGCACACGCUCCUCGGGCGCCUAAAGGCAUGCCAGAUGGCGGCGAGGGUGGAGGCGACGCUGUACAAGGAGAAGGAGCUGGGCAUCAUGCGGGAGAUCUCGGUGGUCAGGUCGGAGGUGCGGUUCAACGUCCGCACCAAGAACGAGAGGGACCUCAAGAAUUGCGCCGACCAUCGACGCGGCACCAUCGGCGACACCUACACCGCCGAACAGUUCCGCCAGAUCAUGAUGAAGGUGCUGCCGACAUGGGCGGCGGCGGCGUGGAACCCGCGGGCAACCACUCCUUCGCAAACGAUGUGGAGAUUCCUGCUCGUCAAGGUGCUCACGCUACUCUCCCACCACUCUCUCCUGCGCGGCGCCAGCAUCCGCGAGAUCACGCUCCCCGACAUCUUCCUGUACCAACUGGCGAGCACCUCGUCGGUGAACCCGGAGAACCAGCCGGUCGUCAUGGUGGUCGCCGCGCGUAACUCGAAGACUUCCAAGGAUGCCCGUCUUCAGCAGAGCUACGCGGCGCGACACCUGGAAGCUGAGUUGUGCGCCGUCGGCGAGACCGGCCUGUGGUUGCACUUCAUCCUCGACCAGAUCGGUCAGUUCUCCGGCGUCGACUUCCUUCCGCCGCUUGUCACCACCGAACGCGAAUGCUGGUACAAGAAGCACCUCUCCUUCGCCCGCAACGACAAGGAGCAAGACGAGCUCCCCGCCGCCAGCCACCAACGUUGGACGCGGCAGAUGUGGACGACAAACAAGGUGUUAUGCAAGCGGAACGUGCACGCCGCACGCGCCGGAGGUGCGCAGGAGCUAGCCAUCGACGGGACGCCUCGCGCCGAGAUCGCCGAGCUGGGACACUGGGCUCUCGACAAGAUGACGCGUGCUUACAUCACAGCCAUUCCCGUUGGGGUGGUGAUGAGGAAGGCCGGCUACUCGGGUUUCAAACAGGACUACUUCUUGGGUCGCAACAGGGUCGAGCCCUCUGCCAAACUCUUGGACGUCAUCGCCGAGCACAUCUUCCCCGGCGUGGAUGCUCUGCUGCGCGAUGUAUGUUAA
Molecule: messenger RNA, 1887 nt
Organism: Closterium sp. Naga37s-1
Lineage: Eukaryota; Viridiplantae; Streptophyta; Zygnematophyceae; Desmidiales; Closteriaceae
Source: the annotation of a GenBank genome assembly